Molecule: messenger RNA, 1748 nt
Organism: Medicago truncatula (barrel medic)
Lineage: Eukaryota; Viridiplantae; Streptophyta; Magnoliopsida; Fabales; Fabaceae
Product: polyubiquitin
Exons: 2
Coding region: 163-1536 (457 amino acids)
Molecular function (GO): protein binding
Source: RefSeq, a predicted model, not a curated record
CGGUAGAUAGACCGGAGGCUAUUUUAGUCAUUAACUCGGUACAUCCAACAGAUAAAUACGACUUCCUCUCGUAACCAUCUUUCACCAAUUGAUCAGAUCCUAAUCCGAUAUUCGAAAAACCUAAACUCUCUCUUUUCUUCUUCUUUCUAUCUACGAUUCAAGAUGCAAAUCUUCGUGAAAACAUUGACUGGUAAAACCAUCACCCUUGAGGUGGAAUCAUCAGAUACAAUUGAUAAUGUCAAGGCCAAGAUUCAAGACAAAGAGGGAAUCCCUCCUGAUCAGCAGAGGCUUAUCUUUGCUGGGAAACAACUCGAGGAUGGAAGAACCCUAGCUGAUUAUAACAUCCAGAAGGAAUCUACCCUUCAUUUGGUGCUUAGAUUGAGAGGUGGAAUGCAGAUAUUCGUAAAGACUUUGACUGGAAAAACCAUCACCUUAGAGGUUGAAUCCUCGGAUACCAUUGAUAAUGUCAAGGCCAAGAUACAGGACAAAGAGGGUAUCCCUCCUGAUCAGCAGAGGCUUAUCUUUGCAGGGAAACAACUAGAAGAUGGAAGGACCCUAGCUGAUUAUAACAUCCAGAAGGAAUCUACCCUUCAUUUGGUGCUUAGAUUGAGAGGUGGAAUGCAGAUAUUCGUAAAGACUUUGACCGGAAAAACCAUCACCUUAGAGGUUGAAUCCUCGGAUACCAUUGAUAAUGUCAAGGCCAAGAUACAGGACAAAGAGGGUAUCCCUCCUGAUCAGCAGAGGCUUAUCUUUGCAGGGAAACAACUAGAAGAUGGAAGGACCCUAGCUGAUUAUAACAUCCAGAAGGAAUCUACCCUUCAUUUGGUGCUUAGAUUGAGAGGCGGAAUGCAAAUUUUUGUUAAGACUUUAACUGGAAAAACUAUUACUUUGGAGGUUGAGAGUUCAGAUACUAUUGAUAAUGUGAAAGCUAAGAUUCAAGAUAAGGAGGGUAUCCCUCCUGAUCAACAGAGGCUUAUCUUUGCUGGUAAGCAGCUUGAAGAUGGAAGGACACUUGCCGAUUAUAACAUCCAGAAGGAGUCCACUCUCCAUUUGGUUUUGAGGCUUCGUGGGGGUAUGCAGAUUUUUGUUAAGACCCUUACUGGAAAGACCAUAACUUUGGAGGUUGAGAGUUCUGAUACAAUUGAUAAUGUGAAGGCAAAAAUUCAGGAUAAAGAGGGCAUUCCUCCUGACCAGCAGAGACUAAUUUUUGCUGGAAAGCAGUUGGAGGAUGGUCGUACUUUGGCCGAUUAUAAUAUCCAGAAGGAAUCUACUUUGCAUUUGGUUUUGAGGCUUCGUGGUGGCAUGCAAAUAUUUGUGAAGACACUUACUGGGAAGACUAUUACCUUGGAGGUGGAAAGCUCUGAUACUAUUGAUAAUGUGAAAGCAAAGAUACAAGAUAAGGAGGGUAUUCCCCCAGAUCAGCAGAGGCUUAUUUUUGCUGGCAAGCAGUUGGAGGAUGGUCGUACUCUGGCAGAUUACAAUAUUCAGAAAGAAUCUACCCUGCAUCUUGUUCUUCGUCUCCGUGGUGGCUUCUAAGUGUGUUCCAGUAUGUUUGGUCUGUGCGUCACUUGCACUCUUUGUCUAAUAAAUGGUGUGUUGGUCGUUGUUUUUAGUCCUUUUAGUUGAUAUUGUUAUGUUUGGUGUGUCAUGUAUGAUGCUAUUCAAAACAGUUCUGAAAUAUUAUGUUUUAUUUUCUGGUUAGUUUGAUCGCUACUUAUAUGAAUGUGCUUUGCUAUUUGUUUUAAAAA